Rhododendron vialii is the source of this 963-nucleotide messenger RNA. RefSeq names its product WEB family protein At1g12150-like. NCBI's taxonomy places the organism in Eukaryota, Viridiplantae, Streptophyta, Magnoliopsida, Ericales, Ericaceae. Bases 1 to 963 code for a protein of 320 amino acids. The transcript has a single exon. The record is from RefSeq and is a predicted model, not a curated record.
AUGGCUCUUCUCCAGAACUUUAAGGUAAUAGUUCAUCCCGCCAAAGCUUCAAACAUAAAAAAGGCCAUGGAUGUGUUGGUAAAGUCCCAAGACUUGGAAACAGAGGAGACCUCUCUCCAGUACUUCCAGAAGGAGUUUCUGAGCAUGAUUAAGUCCCAUGACUCCUUCACUCAUGAGCUUAGCAAGGUAAACGCUAAGAUGGUGGAACUGGAGGCGGUUGACGUAGAGCUUACCAAAUUCAGUGCUGAAUGGCUUCAGUUGAAGGAAGACAUGCAAUUCAAUGAAGCAAGCAUCAUGGCCACCUCCAAUGAAAUUGCGGAUUUGAAGACAAAACUAGCACAAGCUGAAGGUCGCCUGGUUGAACUUCGAAAUGAAGCCACAAUUCUAGCCAAGCAACAUGAUGAUAUGAAAGCUGGAUCAAAGAGCCAGAAGAUGAAACUAAACCUCUUGGUCGAAGAGAUGCCAAAUUUUCGUGGACAGAAUGAAGCAAGCAUCAUGGCCACCUCCAAUGAAAUUGCGGAUUUGAAGACAAAACUAGCACAAGCUGAAGGUCGCCUGGUUGAACUUCGAAAUGAAGCCACAAUUCUAGCCAAGCAACAUGAUGAUAUGAAAGCUGGAUCAAAGAGCCAGAAGAUGAAACUAAACCUCUUGGUCGAAGAGAUGCCAAAUUUUCGUGGACAGAAUGAAGCAAGCAUCAUGGCCACCUCCAAUGAAAUUGCGGAUUUGAAGACAAAACUAGCACAAGCUGAAGGUCGCCUGGUUGAACUUCGAAAUGAAGCCACAAUUCUAGCCAAGCAACAUGAUGAUAUGAAAGCUGGAUCAAAGAGCCAGAAGAUGAAACUAAACCUCUUGGUCGAAGAGAUGCCAAAUUUUCGUGGACAGAAGGAAAUGGUUGAAGCCCAACUUGCCAGUUUUGACACCUCCUGGGAGAAUCUCAAAAAUAGUCUUGAAGGCCUUUUGUAG